GGUCCCUCUGCAGAGGGCUGCUUGCUCCGGGUGCGACCGUGGCUUCCCGCCUACCCGUGCGCCCAGCCCUGCGAGCGCCCCCGCGACCUCGGCGACAGCGUCUGCCAGGGACCCCGGCGCCCGCGGUUGACCCUUAAAUAAAACAAAAAUCUAUCCAGUAAAAGGGCUUUCAUGAAGAAAUUAAAGAGAGAAAUUACAAGUAAUAGAGAAACUAGGCAUUUUUAUAACUGGAAAAACCACCUAAAACAACUGUAUGGAGUAAGACAAAAGGAGUGAUUACAUCGGGAAGAAAUUUCACUUAGUGUGAUAUUUUUGCCUACUUUUUUGUCAUAAAAGGCUGCUAAGGAAGAGAGGAUAUACUUUUCUAGAGAAAGAAAGAGUGUAAUAUAAAAAUGGAGAUCACAGUUCCUGAAAUACAAGUAGAAAGCAAGGAUGAGAAGAGAUCAGCAGAAGUUAGUCCUCAGAAUGAGAGGCAGGAGGAAAAAGCAUCGACGCUUUGCUUCAAGAGAAGAAAGAAAGCAGCCAAAGCAAUGAAGCCCAGUGCUGGCUCUGAAGCUGCUGAUGCAGCAAGGAAGUGUUCCCCAGAAGCAGGAGCCUCUGAUCAGCCAGAGCCCCCCGGGGGGGCCUGGGCCUCCAUCAAACGCCUUGUAACGCGCAGCAAAAGGUCAGAUUCUUCAAAGCAGCAAAAGCCCUUUGAGGCCAAAGUGCAACCUGAAAUCAAUGCUGAGGAUGAUCAUUCUAAAAAAAGGGCAAAGUCCAGACUCAAGAUUCCCUGUAUAAAAUUCUCAAAAGGGGAGAAAAGAAGUAAUCAUUCCAAAAUUAUAGAAGACUCAGACUGCAGUAUCAAAGUCCAACGAGAGGCUGGAAGUUUGGAUACAAAAACUCUGACCCAAUCAGAUGACCAGGCAGCAAAGACCAAGUCGAAGCAGGAUGUAAGGGAAGAUGUCUCACAGAAAGGGAGUGAUGAGGUCUGUGAAUCAAAUGUGAACAACAGCGUAACUUCUCCUGGAGAGAAAGUGAUUUCAGUAGAACUUGAGUUAGAUACAGGGCAUUCUGCUAUUCAAACAGGAACUCUAAUCCUUGAAAAAGACAUUGAAAUGCUUGAGGAAAAACAAAGCAUUCAACCUCAGCAAGCAAGCCCACUGGAAAUUUCAGACACAGAACACCAGCUCCCAGUGGUUUCUGAUGUUCCUCCCUCACCUGCAGUCCCAGAUCAACAAAUUCUGGAAGAAGCCAGAAACAGUAUCCUAGAAAGUGGACCAGACUGGAAAGACCGUGAAAGUAAAGAGACUGUUGCUGAGGAGAGUAAGCCGAAAGAUACUGAACUGAGCCAGGAAUCAGAUUUUCAAGUAAAUGAAAUCACUGCAGAAAAACCCAAACCAGAAGAAAGCAAAAGAAUGGAGCCAAUUGCUAUUAUUAUCACAGACACUGAAAUCAGUGAAUUUGAUGUUAAGAAAUCUAGAAAUGUCCCUAAGCAAUUCUUAAUUUCAAUCGAAAAUGAGCAAGUGGGGGUUUUUGCUAAUGAUAGUGGUUUUGAGAGCAGAACUUCAGAACAAUAUGAAACACUCUUAAUAGAAACAGCUUCUUCUCUUGUCAAGAAUGCUAUCCAGUUGUCUAUAGAACAGCUGGUUAAUGAAAUGGCCUCUGAUGAUAAUGCAAAAAGCAAUCUUCUACAGUGACUUAAUUUCCACACCAUGGGAGGGAAAAAAAUGCUUAAUGGUAAAUUAUUUUACAUAUUUGUGGCAUUUCUUAUUCAGUAACAAAUGAGAGAUUUAACAUCUGUAGAAUUUAAAGGUACAAUUCCAACCCAGAAGUGCUAAAGAAUUAAGUUAUAAAACCCUCCCUUAUCACUGAAAUGUAGCCACUUCUGGAUUGGAGGAAGUCAGUACAGAUUGCAAUGAAAAGUGAUAUCCAGGAAAUUGCUAAAAUGGUUUGUGGAGAUCAGAGUGCUUGGGAGAAGCAAGAUGUAUUUAUUGAGUACUUGCGGUAUGCCAUAAGCUCUUUAAUGUCCUCUGAUGUCACAAAGCCUGGUUUCCUUUUAAAAGUUCAACACUGUGUAUAGGUUAACAUCGCAUUCUGUUUUCAAGAACUUUUUUUUUACAGUGCACUUUUAUGUUGUAUAAAAUGGUGAAUAAGGUGAGCUAUUUUUGUGAAUGUGUGACUUAUAGCUGUUAUACUCCUAGGCAGUAGUCUUACCUCAAAAAAAUACUGCAAACCAAAAAAAUAAUAGUUUGAUUAAACAUGAGUGGUUUUCUAGUCUUGCUCAAGUUCCUUACAAAAGCCAUUCACAAAUUACUUCAAACACGCAAAUAAUUACCAAGUGCAAAGGUGUGGAAACAGCGAGUGCAUUUUCCAUCUCCAUCUUUCUUCUGCCCCAAGCAGACCUGUAUAAAAAUCCACUUGCGCAUGGGAUCAUCUGCUGAAAAGCUAAAAACAAAAAAACAAAACAACAGGGCUUCC
Messenger RNA from Balaenoptera musculus (blue whale), 2460 nucleotides. It is a transcript of the gene AKAP5, whose product is annotated as A-kinase anchoring protein 5. Lineage: Eukaryota; Metazoa; Chordata; Mammalia; Artiodactyla; Balaenopteridae. The transcript has 2 exons. Gene Ontology annotation, cellular component: postsynaptic density; excitatory synapse; dendritic spine. The record is from RefSeq and is a predicted model, not a curated record. Bases 393 to 1679 code for a protein of 428 amino acids. Gene Ontology annotation, molecular function: adenylate cyclase binding; molecular adaptor activity; glutamate receptor binding. Gene Ontology annotation, biological process: positive regulation of adenylate cyclase activity.